AUGCAUUUGCCCAGCAACACAAGCAAAAUCAGUGUCGGGGAUCUGCAGCAGUGGCUCGGCAAGGCGCGGCAUCUGGCCACCUCGACCGUCGUUGCGAGUUUGAUGACGCAGCUGCGCAUGGCCCUGGCGUUUAUGCAUAGCAAGGGCCUGGUGCAUCGGGAUGUCAAGCUGAGCAAUGUGAUGCUGGACGGUGACGAGGACCAACCUGUUGUGCGGCUCGGCGAUUUCGACAUUACCAAGGCGGCUGCCGAAGCCACUAUGCUACCAUGCACAGCCACUGCGUCGUUGGGCACGACUGGCUAUGUAGCACCGGAGGUGCUUUUCGGCCAGGGUCGUGUAGGUGCACGACCGGCACAGGAUGUCUUUUCCUUUGGCUGUGUGCUAUACAACACCUACAUGUUUCCACAGACGGUGCCACCUGCUCGUUUACCCACGGACCAGCUUGCCGACCAAUGCACAUGGGAUGCAGGGGCAGGAGGUGCAGAAUGCAGUUUUCCGCACUUGGCGGCUGAGAUGUGCAAUUCGACGAGCGAGUUGUACAAGGAAACACGGGCCUUGCUUGCAACAGAUCCAAAGCAGCGGCCAAAUCUCUUCAGCGCCGGGCAAAGAGUGCAGCGACCUGUCACGACUCAAGUUGUUGGGCCAGCUAUCGACGUUUUGCGCGACGCACCCGAGCUCAUCCCAGAGCCGACUGAUUUGACCCCAUUGUGUACCAAGGUGGUUGAGCUGCUACAGCAGCUGAGUGCUGACGGGCGAGGGCCAAGCAACAUUGCAGUGCGGCGGGUGGAGCGUGUGCAGAACCCCGUGCUGUGGGAACGGUACAGCGCCAAGCGAUGGGAGAUGCUGCACCGCAUUACAAGUCAGGAGCACUAUGAUCAACUUCAUACGGCCACAGUAGAUGCGCUCUCGGGCUGUCCAGCUUUGCUUCGAGAUACACCCUGUCAAGAGCGCUUGUUGCUUCACGGCAUCGCCCCUGACACAAUGUUGCGCGACAAGAUUGUGCGCCUGGGCUUUGACUAUCGUUUCGCUGGUCGCAGCUCAGGCCACAAUUAUGGACUUGGUGUUUACUUGGCCAAUCAUCCCGGCAAGAGUCACCAAUAUGCGAGGUCCGGAGCAAACGGCGAGCGCUUGCUCAUUAUUACGCGAGCUCUGUUGGGCCGUGCCUAUGUCCAUCCUUCGCCUCCGUUCGGGGCGCUGGCUCCCCCGCUGCUGCCCGAUGCACCCAACAACGAGCGAUUUGAUUCUGUCAUUGCUACACCGCAAGUAACGUUUCGCGAGGUGAUAAUGUUCGACAACGCCCAGAUUUACCCCGAACUAGUCGUCUACUACACUGCCUAG
This is a messenger RNA of Monosiga brevicollis MX1, 1338 nucleotides long. RefSeq lists its product as uncharacterized. The transcript has 6 exons. Gene Ontology annotation, biological process: protein phosphorylation. The coding region runs from base 1 to 1338 and encodes 445 amino acids. NCBI's taxonomy places the organism in Eukaryota, Choanoflagellata, Craspedida, Salpingoecidae. The record is from RefSeq and is a predicted model, not a curated record. Gene Ontology annotation, molecular function: ATP binding; NAD+ poly-ADP-ribosyltransferase activity; protein kinase activity.